This is a messenger RNA of Macrosiphum euphorbiae (potato aphid), 489 nucleotides long. The record is from the annotation of a GenBank genome assembly. NCBI's taxonomy places the organism in Eukaryota, Metazoa, Arthropoda, Insecta, Hemiptera, Aphididae.
AUGUUCGGUAGAGUGUUAUGUUUGAGUUCUUUAUUAAUAUUAUUUCCUCAAAUAAUUAAAACCACUACAGUUUACAAAUGUGGUACAAGAAAUCAAGAAAUUUUAAAUAACGUUACAGUAACAAUUGAAAAUUGUACUACUACAUCAAGAUGCUCAUUAAAACGAAAUAGUACUAUGCAUAUACAAAUUAAAUUUAAAUCUGAAUAUGAUGUAAAGGAUUUAAUCACAGAAGUGUACGGUAUAGCAUUAAAUAUACCAAUACCCUUAUUAGGAGUAGAUAAUAAAAGUGUAUGCAAUAAUCUCUUUGAAGAAAAUGGUACAAAAAAAAAUUGUCCUGUACUAAAAGGUAGUACAUAUGUUUACAAAGACGAGAUAUACAUAAUCGAAGCAUAUCCUAAGUUUAAGGUAGAUAUACAUUGGAGUUUAAAGGAUCCAAUUUCAAGAAAUAUUGUUACUUGUUUUGAAGCACCAGCAAAAAUUAUUGAUUAA